GUCGAACGCUACUCGCCCGCUCAGCCGCUCUCCGUUCCGAUCGAGAACUUCGCGUCGCGCAUUUUCCUCCUCGCUCGCGCGCUCCCUAACCUCCACCGCCGGCCGUCCGCCGACGAUGCGUCUGGCCUGAACCAUGGCCCUAACGCUACGCAUCAUGCUGCUCCUGAUGAUGAUCAUGCACGCCUCCUCGGUGCUGUCGGUCAACGAGAACUUCCUCAAGAUGUUCGAAGGGCAGGCGCCCGCCGAUCCGUGCUACGACGAGGACCGGCCCCGCCGGUGCAUCCCGGACUUCGUCAACGCCGCCUUCGGCGUGCCCGUGAAGGCGUCGUCGACGUGCGGCGUCGCCAGUCCGGUGCACUAUUGCGAGGCGCCGGAGCCGGGCGCGAAUCCGCAGUGCCGCGUCUGCGACGACAAGCAGCCGAAGACCAGGUUUCCGGCCGCUUACCUCACGGAUCUGAACAAUCCCAACAACGUGACCUGCUGGAGAUCAGAGCCCGUGCCGCCGGUCACCAACAUCAACGCGCCGCCCGAUAACGUUACCCUAACGCUGAGCUUGGGUAAGAAGUACGAGCUGACGUACGUCAGCCUGCAGUUUUGUCCCAAUACAUCCAAACCCGACUCCAUAGCCAUAUACAAGAGCAUGGAUUACGGAAAGACCUGGCAACCUUUCCAGUUCUAUUCGUCGCAGUGUAGACGCGUUUACGGUCGACCUAAUAGAGCUACUAUAACGAAAACCAACGAACAAGAAGCUAGGUGCACGGACGCCCACCGGUACACCGGCGGCGAUAUGCUCAAUUUCGGGCAAACCUCCAGGAUAGCGUUCAGCACGCUGGAAGGCCGGCCCAGCGCCUCGGACUUCGACAACAGCCCCGUGCUGCAGGAUUGGGUGACGGCCACCGACAUCAAAGUGGUCUUCAACCGGCUCUACAUGCCCGUCGAGGACAACUUCUCCGACAACCUGGACAUCCUCGUCGACGAGCACCUGCUGCACAAGCACCUCGACGAGCACCAGGAGCUGAAGGAGCCGACGGUGCAGCUGGUGAACGAGAUGCAAGCGGAGGACAACGACGACGCGUCCGCGGGCGCUGCCGGGGCGAAGGCGCCGGUGCCUUCGGAGCUCACCUCCAACGGGAUCGUCGGGGUGUACCACCAGGUGACGCAUCAAUACGCCGUGUCGGAUUUCGCCGUCGGCGGGCGAUGCAAGUGCAACGGGCACGCCAGCAGGUGCGCUACGGGUCGCGACGGGCUGUUGGCAUGCGAAUGUAAACACAAUACGGCCGGCAGGGACUGCGAGCGCUGCAAGCCGUUCCAUUUCGACAGGCCUUGGGGCAGGGCCACCACCAGGGACGCCAACGAAUGCAAAGCUUGCGAAUGCAACCAGCACGCACGCAGGUGCAGAUUCAACAUGGAGCUGUACAAGCUGAGCGGCAGGGUGUCAGGAGGUGUUUGCUUGAAAUGCCGCCAUUACACGGCCGGAAGACACUGCCACUACUGUCGCGAGGGAUUCUACAGGGAUCCCAACAGGGCAAUCACUCAUCGCAGGGCAUGCAAACCUUGCGAUUGCCAUCCGAUUGGAGCGUCGGGAAAGACAUGUAACCAAGCUUCAGGACAAUGUCCUUGCAAGGACGGAGUAGUAGGGAUAACUUGCAAUCGGUGCGCCAAAGGAUACCAACAGAGCAGGUCGCAUAUAGCACCGUGUAUUAAAAUUCCCGUGGUUCAAAUGAUGGCUACAGAGGAAGAUAAUGAAGGAUACGAAGAUUAUCCUGAAAACAAACCUGCAGAUCAGUGCGGAAAAUGCAAGGCGGCCACCAGGAGACUCAACAUGAACAAGUAUUGCAAGAGAGAUUACGCAAUAAUGGCGAAGGUGUUGUCGCGCAUCGAUAACAACGAAGCGGAGUACACGAAGGGAUGGGUCAGAUUCAUGAUCAACGUGGAGUUCAUCUACAAGAAGUCCAAGGAGUCGAGAAUCCGCAAAGGAACCAUGCCCAUGCUGGUACCUGCAGCGGACCUGGCUUGCAAAUGCCCCAAAAUCAAAUCCAACAAAUCGUACCUCUUCCUGGGUAGAGAACGGGACGACUCUCCGGGAGGGAUAGUCACAGGCAGCCUGGGGGUGACCCAGAGGUCCAUAGUGAUCGAAUGGAAGGACGAGUGGGAUCAGAGGAUGCGGAGGUUCCGUCGCCGGGCCAGGAAAUGCAAAUGAGCGGGGUCGAAGGCUUAGGCUCGUCGCGGCCUCGGUGUGAUCGAAAGAGUUUGCAUGACCUUCCUGGAGGAUUCGUUGCUAUUUAUUAAUAGAAUUCGGUGUCAAAAUGUUUGAAUGUUGUCGAUUUUAAGCCAAGUAAGUUUUGUAGUUAAUCGAUUUUUGUAAUACCUGAAUUUAUAUUAACGAAAUUAUAUACGUAAAAAUAGUGACUCUUUGAGGAUUGGAUCGGUUUCUUAACGAGAUUGUUUCUGUUCUACAGGGUGGUUCGUUAAAAACGGGGAAUACUGAAAUUGGAAAUGUUACAUCCGAAAUAGGCAAAUUUUGAUCUGUAGUUUUUCUUGUAUUGGAUUUUCCUGUUCUUUAAGAAUCAUCCUGUAUAUUUAAUAUGUAUGUCUAAUGUAUAAUUUAGAUUGAAUAUUGAAUCUUUAUUAAUGAUGGUAGGUUAACUGUGAUUCGUCGGAUAUUUUUCAGUAUUCAAAUAGUUCUUGAUAUGUAUUUAAAUCAGAUUAUAUUUUUAUCGCAUCGUCAUUAGGGGAAUUUUAAUUCGUCAGUUAAUCGGUGAUUCUUUUUAUGUUACUAAUUAAGUUUAAUUCCUAAAUAAAAUACUUCCUGCUAAACUUGAGAAUGAGCAAAGGAGAUUUUUCUUGUUUAUUCUGGCUCUCUUAUUAUCCACAUUAAAUUUAUAAUUAUUUACAGUAGAUUUUGAGUUGAAAUAUUUUUUUUAUCUACAACUAUGAUUUUUUUGAAAGAUUUUUCAUGGAUUUUUUAAGGUAUUCUAUUUUCUCUUGAUGUGCAUAUCAAUAUACUAGGAAGUAUUGGAAUUAAAGUUCUAAAUAGACAUUUAAGAAGAUUCACUGAAAAUUUUUAUUCCCCUUGGAUUCGUUCACGAUAUAUUUUUGUUUAUUAGUAAUUCGUUUGCUAGGUAUUUGUUUAAUUAACCGAAUCAAAAAGAACGUGACUUAAUUUUUUUGUAUAUCUACUAAAUGCACUGUACCAAAUGCAUUUUUGUAUCAGCAUAAUUACGAUACCUAAGACAAUUUGUAAUUAUUUUUUAUUUUGUACAUAAUUUCCGAAUAGUCGUGAUUAAUAUAAUUUAUUUAUUGUGUGAAUAAGCAUUGGAAAUCAACGCGCAAAUGCCUCGAAUGUGUGCCAUGUAUAUUUUCGUUUUCUUAUUUUGUUGUUCUCUUUAUUUAUUUUCGAAGCGAAAUAUGCGAAUCGGUCGAGCUAUAGCUUUAGGUUCUGUUGCUGCUAAAGAAACAAACCGUCCUUCCAUUGAACUCGCCCAGUAUUUUCUAUUAUUGUUACACAAUAAAAUGUAUAAAAUAUAUUUCAUUUUUUUCGUAUAUUGAAGUCUGAUAAAUGAAGUUCCUCUCCUAUUGUUUUAAUGAAUACAAGCCAGUUAAUCAGUAUAUACAGGGUGAUGACUAGAACUUGGCAAUUAACAAGAAAAUUCAUAAAAUAUUUCCUGUAUAUUUUACAUUUCGAACGCAAAGCAAAUUUUCUACCGAUUUACAUAGUUCAACGAGUGAUUGUAAAUGAAAAAGUGUUUUAUUAGUAGUACCUAUAUCAGAUUAUUGUACAGUAUUAUCAAUUUAAUGUUAAGAAAACAUCUGUAUUCCAUAAUAAUUAAUAUAUCGAUAAAAUAACAAAUAUGAAUAUCCGAGUUCUAUAUUUUACGUGACCUGAAGGAGCCUAUAACACAAUUUUCGGAUGAAGUGCAAAAGUAGGGAGAAAAGUGAAUAUCCCUACUUUUGUAGCAAAAUGUUUGGGGACAUUUCGAGUAUUUUGAUAUAGAACGAGGAUCGUGAGAUUGGGAUUAUCACGUAACUUCAAAAAAUACAAAUUUUUCUUUCAAUAUUUCCUUUUUAUUAAGCUAUAAAAAACAAGUUACUGAAUUUUAAAUAAUUGAUAAAUUCAUUUUCAAUCAAGAACAACAGAACGAAACGGUAUUCAAAUCAUGGAAAUAGUUUGCAAUAAUAAUAAAUUAAUAAUCUCAAUCUCGAUAUUACAACUAAAUUAGUUCCUAGAGACCCCAUUAUGAAUAUAAAUGUUUAUAAUUAAUAUCAAAAAAUUAACCCUAGGUCUAGAAUCUGUGUCGUCAACAUAUCAAAUCUGUAAUGUGCUUCGAAACUCAGCUAUGUUGAAUAAAAAGAUAAAUCUUGCG
Messenger RNA from Phyllotreta striolata, 4364 nucleotides. The record is from the annotation of a GenBank genome assembly. Lineage: Eukaryota; Metazoa; Arthropoda; Insecta; Coleoptera; Chrysomelidae.